AUGAGUCUAAGACCAGAAGGUGAAGUAGAUGCUCUGACAGAAGAUAUCAGUAAUUUCAGCUUUGAUCAAGGUGGAGGCCAAAGUUUCAAGAAUCCAUUAAGGACAACUAUGCUACCAACUACACCAUUAAGGAAUAAAGAGAAUGGAUACAAUACCGGUGGUGGCGGUUCACCAUCACCUACUAAAUCUACUGUUUUUUUGGCAGACGAUUCGUCAACAAUGGAUAUUGAUGAACCAACAAGAGAAACAAUUGAUCCGACAAAUUCUCCCAAAAAGUUACCGCGGGGAUUUCAUGAGAAGGCCAGUUCUCAUAAGACUCAGAGAUUGGUUAGCGUUUGUCAAAUGUUCUUUCUCGACUAUUACUGUGACAUGUUUGAUUAUGUGAUUAGUAGAAGACAACGUACCAGAAAAGUCUUGGAAUAUUUGUCACAGCAAAAGGCAUUGAAGAAUGUUAGCAAUGAUACAUUGAACGGUGAAUGGACUGGAUAUGUACACAAGGAGCAUGAAAUUUUAAGGAAACGUAGAUUGAAACCAAAACACAAAGAUUUUGAAAUGAUUACUCAAGUGGGUCAAGGUGGAUAUGGUCAAGUUUAUUUAGCAAGGAAAAAGGAUACCAAGGAAGUUUGUGCAUUAAAGAUUUUAAACAAGAAACUGUUAUUUAAAUUGAAUGAAACCAAUCACGUUUUAACUGAAAGAGACAUUUUAACAACAACGAGAUCUGAAUGGUUGGUAAAACUUUUAUACGCAUUUCAAGAUGUUGAGAGUCUUUUCUUAGCUAUGGAAUUUGUCCCGGGUGGUGAUUUCCGUACGCUUUUAAUUAAUACCAGAUACUUGAAAAGUGCACAUGCAAGAUUUUACAUCAGUGAAAUGUUUUGUGCAGUUAAUUCAUUACACGAAUUGGGAUAUACGCAUAGAGAUUUGAAACCAGAAAAUUUCCUAAUAGAUGCGAAAGGUCAUAUAAAAUUGACAGACUUCGGAUUAGCCGCUGGUACAGUUUCCAAUGAGAGAAUUGAAAGUAUGAAGAUAAGAUUAGAGGAAGUUAAGAAUUUAGAAUUUCCAGCAUUUACCGAAAAGUCAAUGGAAGAUAGAAGAAACAUGUAUCACAGGCUAAGGCAAACCGAAAUCAACUAUGCAAAUUCUAUGGUUGGUUCACCAGAUUACAUGGCAUUAGAAGUAUUGGAAGGUAAAAAAUACGAUUUUACAGUGGAUUAUUGGUCAUUGGGUUGUAUGUUAUUUGAAUCGUUGGUCGGUUAUACCCCAUUUAGUGGAUCAUCUACAAAUGAAACUUAUGAAAACUUAAGACAUUGGAAACAAACACUGAGAAGACCUCGUCUGGAGAAUGGUAAAGCUGCAUUUUCUGAUAGAACUUGGGAUAUCAUUACAAGACUAGUGGCAGAUCCAAUAAAUAGACUAAGAUCCUUUGAGCAUGUCAGGAGAAUGUCCUAUUUUGCGGAAAUUAAUUUCGAUACUUUAAGAAAUAUGUCACCACCUUUCACCCCACAAUUGGAUAGCGAUACCGAUGCGGGCUAUUUCGAUGAUUUCACCAACGAAGCUGACAUGGCAAAAUAUGCAGAUGUCUUUAGAAGACAAAACAAAUUAUCCGCCAUGGUGGAUGAUGCCUCUGUAGAUUCCAAAUUGGUUGGAUUUACUUUCAGGCAUAGAAAUGGUAAGCAUGGAUCCAGUGGUGUUCUUUACCACGGUUCUGAACAUUCUGAUCCGUUCGCUACCUUCUAUUAA
This is a messenger RNA of Zygosaccharomyces rouxii, 1737 nucleotides long. Its product is annotated as serine/threonine-protein kinase. Gene Ontology annotation, biological process: peptidyl-serine phosphorylation; intracellular signal transduction. Gene Ontology annotation, molecular function: ATP binding; protein serine/threonine kinase activity. The record is from RefSeq and is a predicted model, not a curated record. The transcript has a single exon. The coding region runs from base 1 to 1737 and encodes 578 amino acids. Gene Ontology annotation, cellular component: spindle pole body. NCBI's taxonomy places the organism in Eukaryota, Fungi, Ascomycota, Saccharomycetes, Saccharomycetales, Saccharomycetaceae.